This is a messenger RNA of Mugil cephalus (flathead mullet), 7170 nucleotides long. RefSeq names its product potassium intermediate/small conductance calcium-activated channel, subfamily N, member 1a (gene kcnn1a). Gene Ontology annotation, molecular function: calmodulin binding; small conductance calcium-activated potassium channel activity. Lineage: Eukaryota; Metazoa; Chordata; Actinopteri; Mugiliformes; Mugilidae. Bases 171 to 3203 code for a protein of 1010 amino acids. Gene Ontology annotation, biological process: potassium ion transmembrane transport. The record is from RefSeq and is a predicted model, not a curated record. Gene Ontology annotation, cellular component: neuron projection; plasma membrane; neuronal cell body. The transcript is spliced from 11 exons.
UAGAGUCGAAGGCGGUGUUUUGGCUGUACGGUGACGUUUUAAGGCAGGUCCUGGUCAAAUCUACCAAUGAUACAAGUCGGUCCUAUUCUGCUGGGACUGAUCGCGAUGAACGGGUGUCGGAGCUCUGCACGGCAAAGGAGUAACCACAGCGAGACGAGGCGAUCAAGGGGAUGCGGCAUCGGUACGCGGGAGCUGUCCAUCAGCACCAAAUCCCCGACGGAAAGCAAGGAAGCAGCAAGCAGAGCCGAGACCAAGUCGCUCCUGUUUUCAGCCUGCCGCCCCCGCCCUCUUCUCACCACCGAGACCGCACUUCAACCGCCGCCGCUCACCGCCAGAGCCUCCAGGAGCUCCCCUGUCUGAGUCAGCCCUCUCGGAGACCUGUUCACAGCGGCGACCCACUACCUCUGGCGAGCUACGACACCACCCAGCGACCUUCCCACCGAGGCACUGAACCCAGCACCGGGCAGCCGGCGCACCUGCAGCAGGAUCCCUGGGCCCCGGCCGGUUCUCAGCAGCAGCAGCACCCGCCGCCGCAGUCAGAGAAACAGCCUGUUUUUCCAACCUGCCACUGCAGUUUUUCAGAGCAGGAGGCGAGCUUUUCUCACAACCAGCCCCAUCCUGUCGACCCUCUCCCACCGCAGCCCUCCCCACCUUUUCCGCCGCCUAUACCCCCGCCACCAACGUCGUCCUCCUCUUCUCUGCUCUUUUCCCGGGAAUCUAAAAGGGGGGAUCGUCUCCAAAGGAGUGCCAACAAUUACCAACAGGCAAGCAUCGUGGAACGCUGCAGGGGAGGAGGAGGAGCAGGAGGGCACCGAGACCACAGGCAGUUGUUGCAGCAACAGCAGCAGCAGCAGCAGCAUCAACAGCACUGUCAUUUAAGACUCCAACAGAGGGACCCCUCCCCUGAAGGAAUCCAUGCAAACUCACAGAAAGGGCGCUCUUUAAAUGUAUGUGAGUCAACCCAGGCUAGGAGAGCAUUCGAGUCUCAGACUCAGGACCUGCAGCAGCAACAGAUACCACAAUUACGAGCGCAGCAACAGCUACUGGUGGGGAGCAGCUUGCCUAUCAACUACUGCGCCAGCGGCUCAGGAGAGCUAUGUAGGACUCACCAGGCUCCACUGCUGCACCAGCAACAGCAAGAGCGGCAGCAGCAGCAGCAGCAGCAGCAAGGCGCACUGGGGCUCUGUCCCCAGCGUCCGCAGCACUGUGAACAAGACCGCAAUAAGUCUGGGAGGAACACCGUGCAAGGCGACCAGGCGCAGCCGCACAGCCGCGACUCCCGCGUAACCCCCCCGGUAACACAACAGGCGUACGCGGGGAACUCGUCUGCGACUGGCAGCAACAGCAGCAAAGACAGCCCCAACUACGGCUCGAGCUAUCACCUGUGGCCAGAGAGCCCGCAUAAAGGAGAGGAGACUAUAUGUAUCGACCUCCAUAAGGCCACUACUGAGAAGAAGAAGCUGAGCCAUGCUGGAUCCAAGCCCUCCCUCUCUGAGAGCUGUGGCCGACUCCCUCAGAUAGCCAUGAACACCUGCAAGUACAAUGGCGGAGUGGUGAGACCACUAGUGGGCAGCCUGGCGUCCUCGUCGCGCCGCAACCUCGCGGAGCUCGACUCGGAGACGCAACCCUUGCAGACACUGCACAGCUCUGGCCUGGAAGUGGUGGUGUCCAAGGGCAACGCCGGCGAAGACCCCAGCAAGGCCUCCAACGAGAGCUUGGUCAGGGAGGGCAGCGGGCGCAGCGGAGGCAGGGCUCCCCAGAAGAAGAACCGAGACAUCGGCUACAAGCUCGGCCACCGGAGGGCGCUGUUUGAGAAGCGGAAGCGGUUGAGCGAUUACGCACUCAUCUUCGGGAUGUUUGGGAUCGUUGUCAUGGUGACAGAGACGGAGCUGUCAUGGGGGGUUUACACUAAGGAGUCUUCAUACUCAUUUGCACUGAAAUGCCUUAUCAGCCUUUCCACUGUUAUAUUGCUUGGUCUUAUAAUAAUGUACCAUGCCCGGGAAAUCCAGCUGUUUAUGGUCGACAAUGGUGCGGACGAUUGGAGGAUAGCCAUGACCUAUGAGCGAAUCUUCUUCAUUGUGCUGGAACUACUGGUGUGUGCCAUCCAUCCCAUCCCGGGCCAGUAUGUCUUCACUUGGACGGCACGGCUGGCCUUUACGUACAUGCCGUCAGUGGCCGACGCUGACGUGGACAUCAUCCUUUCCAUCCCCAUGUUCCUGAGACUCUACCUGAUCGGCAGGGUCAUGUUACUCCACAGCAAACUGUUCACGGACGCUUCGUCUCGCAGCAUCGGCGCCCUCAACAAGAUCAACUUCAACACACGCUUUGUCAUGAAGACACUCAUGACCAUCUGCCCAGGAACUGUUCUGCUGGUCUUCAGUAUAUCCUCCUGGAUCAUUGCUGCAUGGACUGUGCGUGUCUGUGAGAGGGAUACCAUGUAUCAUGACAAACAGGAAGUGACCAGUAACUUCCUGGGAGCCAUGUGGCUCAUCUCGAUUACCUUCCUCUCUAUUGGCUACGGGGACAUGGUACCACACACGUACUGUGGGAAAGGCGUGUGUCUGCUUACAGGGAUCAUGGGAGCUGGUUGCACUGCACUGGUGGUUGCAGUGGUGGCCAGGAAGCUGGAGCUGACCAAGGCUGAGAAGCAUGUCCACAACUUCAUGAUGGACACACAACUCUGCAAACGAGUAAAGAACACAGCUGCCAAUGUACUCAGGGAAACAUGGCUCAUUUAUAAACACACCAAGUUGGUCAAGAAGAUAGAUCACGCCAAGGUGCGGAAACACCAGCGCAAGUUUCUCCAAGCCAUUCACCAAGCUCAGAAACUGCGCAGUGUGAAGAUGGAGCAGAGGAAACUCAAUGAUCAGGCCAACACCUUGGUGGACCUGGCAAAGACCCAGAAUGUGAUGUAUGACCUGGUGUCAGAGCUACAGGAGCGCAGUGAGGAGCUGGACAAGCGCAUCGGCACAUUGGAGGACAAGCUGGACUCGGUGACGGGCAGCCUGCAGGCGCUGCCCUGCCUCAUCUCCCAAGCCAUAACCCAGCAGCAGCAGGACUUCCUGGACGGCUUUGUUCACCGCUUUCGGCCCGCUUCGCUAGCCUCCGAGCGCUCCGAGCGCUCCGAGCGAUCCUGGACUUCCACCGCCCGUAGGCGGCGCUCUCCAUCCACAGCACCACACACCUCCUCCGAUAGCGGAUAACCUUGACAAGCCCUCUGUAGUCAUCCCCCAGACCCAUGCUUCAUCUCGUUCUGUCCCCUCCACAGCUGUCCCUAUAUCGGUUGGCGAGUCCGCGUCUGGACUAAUAACCAACUCAUAUCUUGACCCCUGACCUGAUUGUCGCCCUUAUUCUCUCCCUCCCACCACUCAUUCACUAUUUCCCUCCUCCCCCAACCAAUGAAAAAUCCAAAAACCAAUUCCUCUGUGACUGAGCCGCCGCUCAGCACAGACCUGGAUUAGAGCUACUCGAAAAGAACAGAGAAAGGCAAAGACUUAAAUCAAGAAAAAACACAAAUGCAUCCAAAAAAAGAAAAAGAGAAAAAAAAAUACAAAAAAUGACUGAAAACCGAGAUAAAGUAGAGAUAUGGUUUAUGUUUUAGCCAUUGUAUGGCUGUCCAAGUUAGCUUUUUUGUAAAAGCCCUUGUAUAGUUAAAAAAAAAAAAAAAAAAAAAAAAAAAAACGAGUUCAGGGUCGCUGGGGUGAGAGCUGGCUAUCACACCGGAGAGUCCUUAACCACGAGGGGGGGUGAGGGGGAAGCUGGUCAGUGGAUCUUAGGGCCUUGGCUCACCUGCUGGCCCUACGAGGCCAUGGAGGACAUUUGUCCACCCAUCCGUCCGUCUAUCUGUUUGUCCGGUGAGGAGAGCGAGACAAACCAUUGGAUUUCCCUUUCAAAAGACUAGUGUCAUGGGUUCUUUCCCAUAGGUUAGGGUGAAAGCUGUAGGAGAUGCUACAAAAGCUCUGACUUCAGGUCAGAGCUUGAAAAUGCACUUAAGGGGGAGGGGAAACUGUCACACAUAAGAAUAGCAAAGGGGAUGCACAUGGCAUUACUACUGGGUAGGAAAAAAUUACACAAUUGCCAACUUCAAGGUAUCAGCUUCCUUGUUCUUACCAAGGGAAAAAUGAGAGCGACUAUCUUUUUUAGUUACAUAUUGACAUGUGAUUUUUCAGUGCCUGAAUGUAUAAAUAGUAGAGGGUUAUUUAAUUACUAAUUUCAGAGCUUUUUUACGAUGUUAACAGUCUGAAUACAGCAUUGCAUUCCUUUUUCAGAUACAUUCCUCUCCAAAAAUCUAAAGAAAAUGUCUUAAUGUAGUGCAUAACAUUGCCUCCAUUACAUUGCAACUCUAAAUGUUUUGAAACCUUUUUUUUUUUUUCCCACAUUUCUACUAACACAGUGAGAAAUGAGGACGUUCACAGAGAAAGUGAAAGUAAGACGGACCGAGAGAGUGUUUGUCAGAGAGCGAGUUCACAUUUAGCUCAGUGCUGCACACUCAACAAUAAUCAACAAUGAAAUAUGUAGUAGUCUACCUUACUCACCAACACCGUUUAGAGCUUCCUGUAGUCUUCGGAUGAUGACAUGGCUCGAGGUCUGCUGGUGUGCAGCUUCACAUCACUGGUCAAACUGAGAAACUAACAGAGCUCUUUUGCUCAGUUCUGUGCAUAAAUGGAUCACAAUCUUCCUUGGAUGGAUGAAUUAUUUAUAUGAUUUUGAUUUUACUUUAGUUUGUUUUUUGCUUUUCUUUCUUUGUUAUUUAAUUUUUUUUUUUUUUACUAAAUUUUAUUAAAAUUCUUCUUUUUUUUAACUAGUAGAACACUUAGGGAUUUUAUAGUUGGAGGUCUUAAAGAGUUGCAGUAAUGUGAUUGUGUAAUUGCAUUCCCUGUUCAAAAUAUGAAGUGAAGAAGAAUCCCUAUCACGAACGAAUCCUGAAAAGUUACAAAUAAAAGUGCUGAAGAAACUUUGACGUUAGAGGACAGUGACUCGAUCCAUCUGCAAAUGUAAAGGAAUAGUUUGACAUUUUGAUCAAAUAUGUAGUGCUUAUGUGCUUUCUUGCUGGGUGUUUCCACAUUGUUACCACUCAUGUCUGUACUGUAAAUAUGAAAUUAGCUUUACAUUAGUUUAGCUGCCUAGCUGGAAGACAUGUAAAACUCACCUCUAAAAGUUUACUAUCGGCAUCUGGUUACCUUAACAGCUAGCAGCUAGCUACCCAAAGCUACCGAAAUUCACAUGCUAACAGCUCCAAAGCUAACUACUUAACUUGUUACACAAUGUUUGUGGGUUUAUGUGUUUACUGUUACUUCCUGACCAGCUAGCUGAGCUACCUGGUUGCUAGCAGUAACUUUAUAUUUACUGUGCAGACUUAAUUGUACUAAGGUAACUGUCAGCAAGAAAGGAGAAAUUUGAGCUAUUCUUCGAGCAUUAUCUUUGUCUUUCCAAAUGACACAAUUAUAACUGAAAAAAUAGAGAAUAUAGUAAAUAUCAGAGGUUCCCAGGGCUGCAAUGAAUCCCAAGUUUUUUUUUUAUUAUUAUUUGAAGACAUACUAAGGAUUUUACCAAAGCACAUGAAUUAGGCACAGAGCAGGAAGUGUUGGGGGGCUAGCAUGCUGUAGAUAGAAUGGUAGGUAACCUCAAUCCCAAACGGAUAUUUGUCCUGAAAAUCAUCUUUAUUGGCCCUUAAGCUAACCAAAAAAAAAUAGCAUCUUUAUUAUUUCCUAGGUUUCCAAGCUGCUAGGUGAAAGUUAAACCCUGAGAGACAGUCCAUUCUCCCACAGGCUUUGGGCUGACCAGAGAGCACUUCUUCGAAAGAACAUAUUCCGUUUGCUACAAGUGGAUCUUAAUCAAGCAUGAAUACGAGCUUUUUUCCUUUCAACUUGAGUUGAUGAAGCAUGACUCUUUACUUCCCCCACCUCUAGCCACAUCUCAUACAGUGCUCCACUCCACUGUGUUAGUACAUUAUAAAGGGAUCUUUCAUGCCAUUACAGUCUCCGUUUCAAUCAGCGUCAUCCAGUGAGUCAGGGAGGCUAAUGGAAGAGGAUCUCCUUGAUUACGACCUCACCUGCCUUUUCCUAUCUGAGGUUGCCACCUCUUCAUUAUCUGAGGUUAAGAUUUGCGUUAGUCAUCUGUCAUCGUUAAGAACAUCAGUCCCCAACACGCAAAGGGGCUUCCCAAAUGGCCCGCAGCAAAGGCCUCUAAGUGGUUCAAAAAAAAAAGAAAGGAAGGAAGAAGCAAGGGAAACCCAGGUCAUGUUCCAUUUUGCACUCGGUGUGCAAUAUUCAGUUUCACCAGGAAGGAUCACAGAUGCUGCAGCGUCUUCCCCAGAGAGAAGUGACGGUGCUGGUGUAAGAUGAGAGCCAUAGCUCAUUUACUGACACGUCCGUUUUGGCCUGACGAUGAGGGGGGCUGGUGGGGUUUGUGAACAGCAAGAGUGGAUGUCCUGUAAAUAUGACCUCAUUGUAGAUGUCACCAAUUAAACAGGACAAGUGUAACCGCGGCGGUAAAGGUAGCUAGGUUUGAUGCACAGCAUGUUGUAGGUAUGCACUAGUAAAAUAGCAUCCAAUAUGAUGUGAAGGGUUUGAAAUUUGGCCAAGUUAAAAGAUCACUUUUAUUACCGCACUUGCAGAUGGGAGGUUUAAUCCAGGUUCUGUUGUUUUCUACUCUAUUGAAAUGUUUUUUUCUCCUUAACCUGUCCACAAUGAAGACCUGCCAAAACACCAUUCCAAUAUUUAACGACCCGAUUUUCUCCUCUAGAAAAUGAAAACGAACCAAAACUAUAUUUUGUAGUGAAGUGAGGAACAUUCAUGGUGUUACUCUGAUGAUGGUAGAUGAGUCAAAGUGAUCAAUGCAUCCCAGAGUCUUUUAUUAUCCUGAGAAGUAGGCUUUCCUCAUAGAGCGGGCAUCAGAACAUGCCUCUGCUGAACAAUAUACCAGAGUGAAAAAACCCCGGAAGCUGAAAAAAAAAAAAAAAAAUGUAACCCAAUCAUUGUUCUGUGUACACUGCCACAUGAUGCAUAAUGUACGUAGUAGCACUGGAAUAAAUCAACUUUUAAUGGAUGGCAAAUGGAUUUAACAUGUUCUCUGUAUACUGUUCCUUGUUUCUUCAUUUUGCAGGUAACCUUUUGUCCUAGCAAGGAGAGACACCAAGGCCAAACCAUUAAAGACUAUCUUCAGAUAUGA